Amoebophrya sp. A25 is the source of this 7555-nucleotide messenger RNA. Lineage: Eukaryota; Dinophyceae; Syndiniales; Amoebophryaceae. The record is from the annotation of a GenBank genome assembly.
AAGAGGAAAAUUCAAAAAAAAAUAGUAUAUAAUCUGGAGAAAAUACGAAGGCUAGUUCUCCAGGAGAAAAACACAACACGCCAGUCGCUGGCUCUCGCUUUGAGAAAUAAAGAAGAAAAAUGGCACUUCUUCUCCUAUGUUGACGCGGAACAUGAAAAGAGAAUGGUAGUGAGAGAGUUGCAGCACCUGCGGCACCACCGGUCGUCGCCGCUGCUGCGCGAUGGGUCGUCAUUCCUUGCGUCACCACAACCAGACCAAUAUGAGACGAGCAACGAACUCCCCUGGUCCUCCGCCGUGCACAGUGCGACAACCUACCACAACAACCACAGGCGGCAUGAUGGCGGGAGGGAGCUUCUUCGCCACCGGACAGAUCGACUGCGUGUCGAGUCCGUUUGGGAAUGGGUUACCAAGCAUGCUUACGACACCGCAAGGGCAAGUCCAUUGUCACCACAAGAGCGCGGCGACCUGUUAUGUCUUCCUAGUUAGAUGAAUUCCGAAGCAUUGAGAAGUCAUACUGAAACGGACGGCAAAAUUGUAGAGUUGUACAUGUUGAUGCUUUUGUUGCAUACUCUCAAAUGAAUACGAGGGCAUCGACAACAACUCUUUGAAAAUGAUAAUUGAAGAUCAUUUUUCAUUGAUGCCUGUAAAUUCAUCUAAGCCUCGCAAUAGGAUCACGGCGUGCCUCACUGGUGUUAGCGGACACAUCCUCGGGAACUGAUAGCUUUUACGCUUAGAGGUGAUUUGCUUGUAGUAGCUGACGUGACUUACUUAAUAAUGUUUAUGCAGUUCUUGCAGGAGAAUUCAAGGACUUCUUGGUCUACUUGAAAUUCAUUCUCAAACAAUCUGUUCCCUAGAUUCGGAACACACAUUACUUAGAUUACCCCAUUACGUCCCUCACAAGCGUCCUUGACUCUUUUCUUCAAGGAAAUCCGUGAAGAACCGAGCGUGAUGAAUGUAAGUUUGCUUUAGACGAAAUCUCUAAGAAUGCCACUACAUGACUACGGUGGAGGGAUAUUUAGUGUGGACGCUCUUUGUAGUCUUUUUUCUGGCGCUUAUAGCGCUGGAUCUCUUCGUGCUGAACGCGAAGAACCGGAAAAUCUCAUUGACCACAGCAGCGGUAACAACGUCUAGUACGCUUACUUGAGCACAAACAGCCUCAUUAAAUUUACAUGAUAGAAAAAAUUCUCAAAGAUAAAAACUGAUUUUGCACAUGGAUCUCUUAUUUUUUUCUACAGUUGUAUGUAUCUAAUUAUCUAUGUUGUAAACUACACAGACAUAAUAUAAUAUAAUGUAAUAUAGAAAAUGUAGUUUGCUGCAGUCACCGUACAAGCACAUUCACUCAGAAUUUCUACGUACGCUUUCUGAUAAGCAGAAUGACAUUGUCUCCUCGCAACUGAUCUCAGCUGCAAACGAUGUUCUGGAUGUCUUGUGCUGGACUUUUCUGCUUCGUGCUAUAUCUUGCCUACAGCACCGAGGAGGCGUCUCGCUGGCUGAGUGGAUAUCUUAUAGCUUCACACUAGCUCUCUACUAUCAUGGAGGCACUUCAAUGGCAAUACACAAUAAUAAGUGCCAAUUAAUUAGAGAGUCGUCUACUUUGUUCUACUUCUAAUCUUGCUCCGGUGUGAACGAGCAGAUCCUUUCACCAAUUUAGGUAACAUAAGAAUGAGCCUGAUUCGCCUCUAAGCAUUUUCUGGAAUGGAUGUUGUCCUUUGACAAUCUGUUUGUUUUUCAGCUGAUUUUCCGACUUCAUGCUGUCCCAGAGCCGCUGAAGCACAAGCCUUUGAUAGUGGGUAUCCUCGGAGCGAUCUUUUUCAGGUUAGGACUAAUCGCUGUCGGAGAGUUUCUGGUGCACGGAAUAUGGGCUGCCCAUAUCAUCUUCGGGCUCUUUCUAGUGUACUUACUUCAGACAAAUGAUGGCUAGAACAAGCUGACAGGAUGACUUCUCAAAAUUGUGCUUUUUCCUACUUGUUCAAAUUCAGAUAGAGAUAUUAUCUAGUUACAACACAACCAAAAUCCUACUUCUAGCUCCCAUGAUUCAACACAAGAAAUUCGCUCUACUCGUCUAUACAGCUACACCGGAAUGAAUAGCAUCGUCGAGGAAGAGGACGAUGAUGAGGCAGACCCAACAACAUUUGUUAUGGGGAGGAUAGACUUCAGUACUUCAAGUGCUCUUGAUGUAUCGCAUUAUAGAUACGUAAUGCCCUUGAAAAGCAAUAGUUUUCUCUAAUUCUGCGUCUGUGAAGUGGCUGCAGGACCUAGUGCCUUUUGUGGGGAUAUACGAUCAGCAUGGGAGCUUCUUUUACGGCGAAGUCACAUUUUUCUUGAAUAUAGUCUGGGGGGCUUGAUAGAGGUUGGUAAUGUGUAGUCCCAACAUCAUGGCCAUAUCAAUACGCUUUUGGCGUAUCUCUGCGUUUUACCGUCACGAGAUAUAAUCAUUUCGCCACUUUACGCCUAGAAAUACCAAAGCAAUGACUCAUGUUCAUGAUCUCGAUCUGGUUUCCGGAUCAUUAGGUGUGACCUGUUGGCGAAAGCUCUAAUUUAUUAUGCGGGUACCAGUAGACAAAGACGGGAAUGCGGUAUAUCUCGAAGAACUAAAGUAUGUGGAGCCGGAAGUGGAUACGUCAACAUUGAGGCCUUGUUUUGAUUUAACAAUGAUACUUCUGCGAUAAUCAGAUACAUAGAGUACUUAAAUCGGUACCUUGGUAGCUAGCGAUUAGUUUGCUAGCCCUUAUUCAUUGUGAGAGACAUUUUUUCCUCUGUUCCGCUAGUGGCUGAUUAACAUGGACGCCAAACUACAGAGAAGUCCUCUGGAAUAUUAUCGUGCCUUGUCGAUCACUAGCAUCUUCACCUGUUUAGCUCUAAGGAAGAGUGAGGCCGAAAAAGAGAAGCAGGACGAGGACGAAGAACCAGGUGGCAUCUCAGCUUUCUUCGGUCGCAUCAGCGACGCUUUUGCAUCUGCACCCGUUGACGAGAAAGCGGCGCCGACACCACCACCCGAAGAGGACAUUACGGUGUUGAGUGUGGGUGUUUCUUUGAGUGCAAGAUCAAGAAAUAAGAAGACAGUAGCACGUUCUUGCUCUUUUCUUUUUCUUACGGAAUCGGAAGUACGUAGUAUAAUAUAUUACGUUAAUCAUAAGAUAGAGAUCUACUUCUCUCUGUUUCUUCUAAUAUCGGCGAGGAUCGUGAGUUUUUUCUUGGGCCAGGGAGCGACAUGGUCAUGUCAUCAGCGCCAGCACCGAAGAAAAAGGACGGUGAUGCGACGCAGAAAAAAGCCGACAUUAUUAUGACUUUCAAUGGAAUUCGAAACGGAUUGCAUCUGAUUGUGUGUCAUCAACUCCCACUUGAGUUGACAACAACGAGAUAACAUGACGGAUCUAAUCUUCGUGGCGCACACGAGGACGAUGCAUUGCAAAAAAAGGACGAAAAGAAAGCAGCUGGAGGAGGGAUGAAAUUCUACAGUGAAGGACGCUCAGAAUCGGGAGACGAAUCCUCAAUAAGGGAGAAAAUAGAUCCGGCUCCUUCGGGCAAGGUUUCUUUUUCAUACAGAUAAGUUUUACCUUUUGAUGCUCUGAAAGCGACUGUAUUGAUCUCACAUUCGCUUCCAAACGACAAUGAAUAAACUGUCUGAACAUGAUGACGAGGCCUCUUCAACAUUAUUUUUCUCAAUCGCGUGAACCAGCUACACCAUGCAUUCGCAGAAGAGAAGCAUGAUAGUGGCAGUUCUGGUUGGGCAUCGCGCUCGAUAGCUAGAUCUGGGUCCGCAGGAAAGGCUGCUGUUCCAGCGAUCAAGGAAGACUUGAAAGAUGUAGAUGCCGGGCGGGGAAUUUCAAUAGAUGAAAAUCACCUUAUGGGCAAAGGAAAAAUUCACAAGAAGAUUUAGAACAAAUUCUUAAGAGUUUUGGUAGUGUUAUCUUAGAAUGGUCAACUCCAGCUGCUCAGACCACAGCUAAUAUGUUUUGAAGCCAAUGAUUGCUGUCUAAGCAUUCCGGUGUGGUGGGCUACGAAACACGGGCAACAUUACUUUUUUUGGUUGUUGUUUGCCUGGAGGUGUGCGAUCUCAUCUUUGCCGUUGAUAGCGUCUCGGCGAUUGUAGCGCAAAUCGAUGACCUUUUUCUGGCAUAUACGAGUACUAUUUUCGCGAUGCUUGGGAUCCGAUGCCUUUUCUUCGUCGUCAACGCCCUUGCAAAUGUAGUUUCAUAUUGUGAUUUUUGUGUGUACCUCUACUUUUUCUUUCUGCUUUCUUAGCAUAAUGACUCGGAAUAUCUCCUGCUUUACAUCCCCAUCCGUGAAGCGUCAUGUUGUUGGGAUAUCAUUGAUUCUAUUAACAUCAUCUGCUGUCAGCUUUUUUCGAUGCUGAAGUAUGGCGUUUCGUUGAUCCUGAUUCUGAUCGGUUUGAAGCUUGUGUUGCAGAAUAUCAUCACGGUUUCACCUGUGUACGUCUGCGCCGGCCUGCUAGUGAUCUUGUUGGGAUCCAUUCUCGCAUCUGUGUUGAAGGAUCGCGUUUUCGAUGUGAAUAACGAGGAAGAAGAAAAGCAUGAACAUCACCAGCACAGGGAACACCGACACCACCGUCAUCGCAAAAACGGAGACGACAAGGAUGAUAAAGGGGCACACAAUUAUGGGGCACCUAUGUCUGAUGCUGCUCGCUCAUUGUUUAUUGGAUAGUCAGGGUUAAAUAUGCCAGUAGAUUUGUAGCAGGCAGCGGCUAGUACCUAAAUUUGGUCUACUCGUAGUACUUCCUUUCGUUGACUGUGACGGCGUGCAUUGCUCGCAAGACUAGCCUCAAACUAAAAUUCUAGGUCUAGUAGCUCUUCUAAGGAUCAAAAGAUGGUAAUGGAGACGGCCACGGCGGCGGCGGGCGAAGCGGUUCAUCGGGACAGGAGAAAGGUCGCGGCGGCGACGGGUCAAGUGAGGAACAAGAAGGUGGAAUUAAGGCAAACGGAGUUUACCUUAGAAGUUCAAUUUUCGUGUUAUGAAAAGAUAUCGAACUACUCCUCGGUGCAGCAUCUUCUAAUCCUAGUUUCAGCUCCUGGCUGGAUUUCCGCUUCUGUGUGAGUUGUUGUACUGAUGAAAAGAUAGUCAAAUCCUCCCCGGUGCAGCUUCUUAUAAUCCUAGUUUCAGCUUCUGGCUGGAUUUCCACUUCUUUGUGAGUUGUUGUACUGUCAGCCUAAGAUAUUUUGCAUUUUUUUUGGAAUCAUCUACUUAUUCAUUGUCGUCCUCUAAGAGCAAGGAUUCGAAUUCGAGCUCAUCGACGAACGGGGGCGAUAUGAAUGAUACUACUGGAACAGGCACGGGGGGUGACUUAUCGACCACCUACUCCACGUCGAUUAUCGGAGUGGAUUGUCCACCUGUUCUAUCGAGCACGAACCAAACUGCAAGUCCGCGUACAGCGAGCCACAUAAGAAGUGCAUCAUCCGAUGCCAGACGCCAAGGAGCAGGCCCUUCAUUGCAUAUAAGACGGGUUGAAAACGAAGUAGUACUAGAUUCUUUGUUGUUACACCAAGAAGUAGCGGGAAGCCAAGCUAGUACAACCACGCCUGGUGCAACAUCAAUAGGAGAUGGGGUCGUGAGAAGAGACUCGCAUCAAACUAAGAGAGGAGCAACAAGGGGAACGCAAGCACAACAAGUCGCCGAAAACAUAGUUGAAGUUAGCGACCUUGGGAAGGGCGACGUUGGUGAUGGUGGCCCGCCGGACCAGCGCGGCAGCCACGAAGGGGGUAGCCUCGACCGCGCACGGCGAAAUGAAAAGGAAGGUGAAGAUGCAGUAGAAGGUGAAGGUGAAGUUCUAGAUCAGAAUAAUAUCCCUGCAGCCAGCACAGCAGAAUCGACGACUAAAUCGUUAUUUCGACGGGGCCGUCCCAGAGACGGAGUCAAUACAGCGUCAGAAAAACUUCGUCAUAUUGUUGUAGACAGUGGCGAGGCAGGUGGGGGCUUCUCCGACUUUUCCGAGGACGACGGAAGCCACGAGGAGCGGAGAGCCCUGGGUCCCUCACAUACUGCAGUAGACGUUGGAGGCACUCGGCCGUGAGAACAGACUGUCUUCACUGGUUGAAAAAAUGAUUUUGUGAAAAAUCCUAUCUCAGUCAGUACGCACUCAGAAAAUGAACGAAUCGGUAGCGAUAUGCGCUGAUAUCGUUUUAUUUGUCCUAGUACAUUAAGAUUGAUAACUAAACCUAAAGAUAUAUCUAUAUAAGUGAUUUGAUUGGACCAACUAGACAUUCACAGUUACAGACCAGCCACACGCGUGCAAAGAGAAGACGUCGAUAAAGGGCCGGCGACGCUGCACGUAUGGUCGUGUUGAAAUUCAUUCUUGACAUGAUUCAAAGACAAGUACUAAGCUAUGCCUUUUUACAACCUAGACUUAGACUUCAUUCGCACAGAAAAAAAUGAUCGUACAGAUAGAGAUAAGUCACUCAUUGAUACUUUGACCAACUGAUCGCGCAGAUUAAUUGUAGUUAAAGAAAUGAAGAUCGACAGACACAUCAGAAGGGGAGUUAGUUUGACUAAGUUAAGGCUUGAAGAAAUUCAUCUUCCCCAGCAUCUUGUUUUCUUUUUGAAGAGAAAACUGGCACGAAGAUGCUCACCAAGAUGGAUUUCCAUUUCUGCAAGGUCUAACUAAGACACGACGCUUCAUCAUGAAAGGGCGCGCUCUGGACUGAAAAAGAAAAAACAGCGCGUGCCCGCUCGUGCUUGUGAUUUACCCUGGUUUCUCCUCAAACGAGGCAUAUUUGUUGCUUUUUGUCUCUGUAGUUUAUCAUGUACCGAGGCUAUAUAUACCAAGAAGUACUGCGAGGAAUAUGGCAGAUUAGUGGGGACCACCGAGCUAAUACGCCAUGCGAUAUAAGGUAUGAUGCGCUAGCCUUUUCUUCGUUGUGCUGCUCAUUUAUUUAUUAUGAUUGCGAGCACCAUGUGAUCCAUGAUGUGCAUCGGCAUUUUGAUCAGAGGAAUUCGUUUUCGGAGAAAAAAAAUAUCCAAGCCUCGGUAUGGGUAAUGUGAAUGAAGGUACGGGCUCAGAAAGUUAAGUCAUUAUAAAAUAUGUUUGUUUUAGUCGCUUCCUUCUAUCACUAUCGCUAUCCAUCGUUGUAGUAGUUGCUGGUGCUCCAGAACAAGAUAUGAUUUGAUUUAUAGUAGGCAAGACGGGCCGCUUGAUUUGUGCACAGAGAAUGAACGCUUUUACGAUCACAGUAAUGAAAGAUGCAUCUCAACAUUGUGCUUUAUAGAUUCUAUCAAGAAAAAUGGUCGUGUCCUCGUCGGUUCCAUUGUAUGUUUAAAUAGAAGGAAUCGAGCAGUUCAACUUCAUCAUGAGUUACAACUUAUGCUCACAGUCAUCUUCAUCAUGAUCAAAAAUUGCUCUUAUUUGGUUGUUCUUUUGGUUCUGUCAUAAAAUGUCAUCCAGGUUUCUUUUGCCACCUCAGUCCAAGUACCUAUUUCAACCACACUAAAACACAGUGGAUUGCCUCAAGUAUUACAACUGUCACCUCCUCUUGCUUUUUUUGAGCAACUGUCUGACAUUCUUGUCACAAGAAGCUUAAUGGCGAUAUGAAGAUUAGGCCUG